AUGGAGCGAGGCGGGGUCAGCCACCGAGGCGGCCGGGGGGACAUGAUUGGUGGAACGAAGCGGCUCCUGGACGCCGCCCCUCGCUCACACAUGGGGACUUUUUCUUUCCAGCUUGAGCAGAAUAAGGAGCUGGGCCCCGAGAGCCGUUUUGCCUCCAGCUCCCCACACGGCAGUGCCGCACUAUGCCCCGGGGCACCGGUUCCCGUAGCGUCUCCUCCGCCGGCCGCACCCUCCGGCGCUGUCUCCCAGCUGCACCCCCCUGCCCCCCGCACCCCUUCCUCCGGGGGGCCGCCAGCCAGCCCAGGACGCAGAUGCUCCUCGGGGCCCUGCUGGCCCUGCUGCUCUAGGCCAGCCACCUGCCCGCCGCAGUGCGUGUGCGACACCCGCCGGUUCACGCCGCGGUCCGUCUACCGCCAGGCCCGCACGGUGGACUGCAACGGCCUGCUGCUGACCCGGGUGCCGCCCAGCCUUGCCCCGGACACCCAGCUCCUGCUGCUGCAGAGCAACGAGAUCACCCGGCUCUCCGGCACGCUCCGGCGCCUGCCGAACCUCACCGAGCUGGACCUGUCCCAGAGCUGCCUGGCCAGCCUGCCCCCCGGCGGCCUGGCCAGCCUGCCCCGGCUCCUCACCCUCUACCUGGAGGAGAACCAGCUCGGGGAGCUGCCCGAGGGCUGCCUGCGGGGGCUGGCGGCCUUGGAGGAGCUUUACCUGAAUCACAACCACCUGGUCUCCAUCGCCCCCUCAGCCUUCCCCGGCCUGGGCCGGCCGCUGCGGCUGCACCUCAAUGCCAACUGGCUGCGGGCCGUGGACCCCCGCUGGAUCCUGCCCCUGCCCCACCCGGAGAUCCUCAUGCUCGGCGAGACCCCCAUCGCCCGGCUGGAGCAAGGCAGCUUCCGGCCCCUGGGGCGGCUGCACAGCUUGGUACUGGCCGGCGUGGGACUGCGGGACCUGCCGGCCGAGGCCUUCCAGGGGCUGGCGGAGCUGGAGAGCCUCUCGCUCUUCCGCAACCGGCUGGCCCGGGUGCCGGCGUCCGCCCGGCGCCUGCCCCUGCUCAAGUUCCUGGACCUGAACAAGAACCCCAUCGGGGAGCUGCGGGCGGGCGAUUUCCGGGGCACCCCGCGCCUGGAGGAGCUGAGCCUCAGUGCCCUGGAGUCGCUCACCGGGGUGGCCGAGGGGGCCUUCACCGGCCUGCCCCAGCUGGCCAAGCUGGACCUGAGCCGCAACCCCCGCCUGGCCUACCUGCACCCGCUGCGCUGCCACUGCCCUGCCGCCUGGCUGGGGCUGGCACGGCUGCGGCUGGUGGACCCCGGGGCCACCCCGGUGCUGGGGGUCCUCCAGCCCACGCUGAGCCUCGGCCUCCAUGCACAUCCACAGCCCCCACCUCAGCUACAUGGCCCAGGUGCCGCUGGGCAGCCAGCUGGUCAACCUGACGCACCUGCAGCCGGCCACGCUCUACGAGAUCUGCAUGACCCUGGUGGCCACGGAAACACCCACCCUGGCCACCGCGGCCUCGCCCCCAGCGACCCAGCGUCCUCCCUGACGACUGCCAUAGCAACAGCAUCCUCCAGAGCACCAGCCUCCCUAGCAACCGCAUCCUUCUCCACAGCAACCGCCGCCUCCCUAGCAACUGGAACCUCUCUGACAACUGCUGCAUCUUCCUUGGCAACUGUUUUCGCUGCGGCAACCGUAGCAUCCUCCCGAGCGACCGAGGACUUCUCCCUCACAACCGCCUCUGCCCCAGCGCCCCCAGGCACGCAGCGGGCCUGCCUGAACGUGACCACGGCAGGGCUGGGGCUGGCAGGGCAGGGGCCAGGUGGCGCGGCCCUGGCAGCCACUACGGAUUCCCUGCUGGCGGCCCUGUGCGCGGUGAUGCUGGCCCGCUAUGCUGGCCGGUGGCUGAGGGAAUUGGGCUACCGGCCUGCCCUCAAGCCCUACCGGCAGCCCCCAGCCAGCCUCCUGCUCAGCGAGAUCUAUCCCCCCCCCAUCAGCCUGGGGGAGGCAGAGGGGGACCCCCUUCCCCUCCCCCGCUGGCCCCCACAUCGACACCUCCAAGACAUGCCUUUGGCAGCCCUGAACCUGGGCAGGAGACACAUGGAAAAAUUUGCAAGGGGCUCAGCCAUGGCUCAUGCAUGGAUUCGGCCCAGCUCGGUCUCCAUGAAGCCGCUCCUGGGUGCCUCGCCAGUGUCUCACAGGUCAUCCAAAGUGCCUGAUGCACCGGGUGGAGACAGCCAGAGCCGAAGGGCCUUGCCAGUGCAAACCAGCAUGAUUACGACAGUUCAAAAGCACCCUGAGGGGAAGGAGGUGGGUCACCCCAGAGAGGCGGACGACACUGCCUUUCAAGCACAAAGGUGUCUGUUGGCCAAUUAG
Dermochelys coriacea (leatherback sea turtle) is the source of this 2367-nucleotide messenger RNA. RefSeq lists its product as uncharacterized. Lineage: Eukaryota; Metazoa; Chordata; Testudines; Dermochelyidae. The record is from RefSeq and is a predicted model, not a curated record. Gene Ontology annotation, cellular component: voltage-gated potassium channel complex. Gene Ontology annotation, molecular function: transmembrane transporter binding; voltage-gated potassium channel activity; potassium channel activator activity.